Sinocyclocheilus rhinocerous is the source of this 1546-nucleotide messenger RNA. RefSeq lists its product as uncharacterized. The record is from RefSeq and is a predicted model, not a curated record. The transcript has 4 exons. NCBI's taxonomy places the organism in Eukaryota, Metazoa, Chordata, Actinopteri, Cypriniformes, Cyprinidae. Gene Ontology annotation, cellular component: external side of plasma membrane. The coding region runs from base 1 to 666 and encodes 221 amino acids. Gene Ontology annotation, biological process: immune response; negative regulation of T cell proliferation; cellular response to lipopolysaccharide.
AUGAGGAUCAGCUUCGUCUGUUUAUUUGCAGUGCUGAUAAACAAAGUGUCUCUGGAUGUCACAGUAGAGGGUGUUACUGGUGGUUCUGUUGUCCUGCCGUGUUCUUCAACUGAACAUGAUCUUAAACUUCAAGACACUGAUGUGCAUUGGAGACACAAUGGCAGCAAGAUUGUGUUUGAUAUAAUUAAGGCUGAUGAGUCACUAGAGAAACAGGACCAAUGGUACAAGAACAGAGCUGAAACUUUCCCUGAAGAGUAUGUGAGAGGAAACUUCUCCAUCAAACUCUCUGGUCUCACUCACGCUGAUGCAGGAAAAUACAUCUGCCUCAUAACACCCUCAGAUGAACAGGAGACUGUAGAGCUGAUCAUCAACGACUUUUUUGUUGCAGAACCAACAACAGAAAAAGUAAACAAAACCAUUGAUCAAGAAAUCCAAGAAGAAACCAGACCAGUCGAGAAAUCAUGGCUUUGGAUCCUGGUUGGCACUCUGUUAACCAUACUGUCUAUACUUGUCAUUGUAAUUAUCUUUAGAAAAAAGAUCUCAAGCUGCCUUAUGUCAGGUGAACACGGCAUGGGUUCAGACACUCAUGAGGUUGUGAACCCUGGCCCGUAUUAUAAAUCAGUAACUGCUGAUGAUCGUGAUGAAGCAGCUAAAGCAGGUGAAUGACACAGAUGUGCAGCUUGGCGCUCCGGCAGCAACUGCAUGAGCUUUCUCCUUAAACAAGGAGUCAGAGGAGGAAGUUGGUGCUUUUAUUGUUGCUGCCGCAGUGAGGAUGUUACUGUAUUACUGUAUUUUCCUUAUCUGCACACUUUAAGGCUACCUAGCAGUCUAGAGUAACUUGGUCAUAUAUGAUUUCGGGCAAAUUCAAGCAGAUUCUCAAACAUUUUCAGCAUUUUUUUUUAAUUAUUGUAAGCUCGCAAGGUACUCCGCUCAUCAUUAAGUCACUAGGGAGAGCCUAUAAUAAUUGCUUUACAGCUGCUGGGAUGGAUUUUGUUGGGAAACUGAAUACUGAACCAUUAUUUUUCUGUGUGUGUGUAAUAUCUGUAAAUUACGGCAAGAAGGUCAGGCGAUCACAAUAUGCAGUUGACUAUGCUAAAGUACCUUGAAGCCACAAAAAAUGAACCUUGAACCGAAAAAGGUUUUCAAACAAAACGACAGUACCCAUAGUAAAACACAAAUCUAUGUUGUUUGGCUUUCUAGAAAUAUGCUUCAUUUGCAUAACAUCACAUUUGCUGUUCUUUGACAAGGUUCAUAAAUCAAUGUUUAUGUUGGUAACAUUGCCAGUCUAUGCUACGCUGAUCUUCUUGUCUUUAAAUAGCCUACUGUGUUAAGUCAAAACAACAGUGACACUGGUACUUACCUGUUCAUGACAUUUUUGUAAAAAAAAUAUUUGUUUUUCAUUCGUUAUUUAUUUAUUGAUUUAUUUGAUUUUAGGAGUGUUUGAUGUUUUGAUGUCAUUAGUGUCAUUCGCACUGAUAAAGGAUCACCCGUAACCAAGGGCUCAAUGUAUAGGCCCUUUUCCCCACAUUAAAAAAAACAUGCUUUG